GAACAUCGUGGACGCGUAAUUGAUACAUCGGAAAAAGUAUUCGCACGCAAUACAGUAUCUUAAGGACGCUUGCGCGCGAAUCUAACACGUGGCGAAGGAACGGAGCUUUUCUACGAACGUUUGUCGAGAACUUGCAGUCGUGCGUGCUUUCGCCCUCGAGACGCGUCCUCUCGAUAACUCUCUUCCAAUUCGCACUUUCAAUCGAACAGAAUACGCGAUGAUACUUUUAAAUCGAUGCCCGUGACUGGACAAUAAAAAUCCACCGCGAAGGCCGCGUCGAUAUUUCGGAGAUCAAGAACAAAUUAAUGGAGAGUACAAAGCAUCGACGAAAGAAGUUAUCUCCUAUCUUUCUGGAACUGAAAUAAUUCGUUGACGUACGUUUAUGUGGCUCGAGUGUGAAUAUAUUCGGUGAGAAUUUGUUCCCAAAUAUGUUUUCGAAUGUGAUCUAUCGUUGUUGCACGAUGACAACGCGAGAGGAGAGUCUGAACGAAAAUAGAUGCAAAAACAAGAGCGAUUGAGCUGUGAAUGACCGGCUCGGAGUAGUCCAAACAAGAAUUUAAUCUAUUGGUAUUCAGUGUAAAGAGACUUGAAUUAGGAUGAGCAAGGAAGGGAACGAGGAAGGUCCUCAGGAUAAAGGUGCUGGCGGCGAGGCUCUGAAGAAAGAUUCGAGCGCGGACAUCUAUGAAAAUCGAGGGAGCAAGAAACUCGUACGUUUGGUUACCGUGCUGGCAUACAUGUUCUCCGUAAGUUUCGUGGCCAUAGUUUUGAGCGCGUACUACUUGUUCCUCUGGGAACCACCCAAUCCGAAACUUUUACGAAGGCCGGUUCAUUUGUCCAGCGAGCCGGAAAUACAAUUCUUAUUGAGCGAUCCAUCGAUCGUGUCGAAUCAGUCCAACGAACUCGAGCAAACGCUCGUCGGUCGUGUCGUCGACGAUCACGGUCAUGUAACAAAAAAUCGUGGCAACUUGAACGAUUCUAUGGUCGUAUUAAGAAAUUCUCUGAUAGAGUUUUUGCGAAACAAAAGUAACGAUUCGAAGGAUCGAGAUCCUCGUCGAAAAAGUUCGGGAGAUCCCAGUUUCACCGAGCACGCUUCGCUCGUGAAAGAAGAAGGAUUGAAUUUGGCGGAAAAGUCGAGCGAAGGAAGUGCAAGGUUCGUAGCAAGCUUGGAGAACAACGUUGAAAGUGAGAUGAUAAACAAGGGGAUACCUUCAUCGAGAAUUAAGAACGAAGAAAGUACAAUUGAUGGCAACGGUACGCCUUCGACAUUGAACUCUUGGACUAUUUCUGGAAACGAAGAAUCGAGUAAGAAUCGUUUAACGGAUGCCAUCAACAGCACCAUGUACGGGUCGCAAGAUGUGUAUCGGUCGAAUCGGAAUUUGACAAAACAUUUAACCGUAUACCGAGAAAAGAGGAAAAAGUACAUUCCAACGAGCCCUCGAGCAAAGGUAGGAACAGCUAUUACCGAAAGCGGUGUAAAAAUUGAACCGAAGACCGUUGAAAAUGCUUCUAAAUAUACUACGGAUGUCGAAGUGCCGGAAAGCUCCAAAUUAAAUACAUUUAACGGAGGAUUUACAAGUACCGUCGAAACGACCACGAUAAUUAACAAAUCCGAUGUUAUUAUGACAACUAGGGAUAAACAAGAUCCCGAAACGCAAAGAAGCAAAGAUAGCGCCGUUCUGGGAAUAGAGGACCGAGUAAAGGUGAUUUUUUCUAGACGUGAAUCGAGGAUGCAGCUGCCGCGUAAAAUGAGCGCUCAAAACGUGAAUCCAGAGAAAUCUAACACAGACCUGACAAGCGUUAUCAAUACGCCAGGGAAUCGCGAGCAUAAGGCGGCAAGCAAUGAAAUUCGAUUCGCUGGCGACGAAAGGAAAGACAAGCUGUACGAGCCAAAGCAUAAACAAAAAUUGGUACGCGUGUUGACGGUGGUGGCGUACGUUAUAUUUGUUAGCAUGGGAGCUAUUCUGCUGUCUUUGUACUAUACUUUUUUGUGGGACCCUAAAGACGUGUCAGUCAAGCCGAGAGCGAAGUUGGAUUGUGCCAAUACGUAUAUCCCGAAUACUCUCACCAUUCCCUCCAAUGUGAACGAAACGCAAAUAGAAAAGAUGACAAAAUCGAUGUCCCAGGGAAACGAACGAUCGCCAGUACCAGAAAUCAUAACUACUCCGAGAACCACUCAACGACAAAAGGACUUGUUAACGAUUUUAACAGAAUCUACCGAGAUAUAUUCAAGUCUUUCACCGGCAACGACAUCGGAACUUUCUCAGACAAAUUUUAGUACAACGAACAGCAGAGAGAUACUCGCUAAAAAUCGUUCAGAAAGUACUUCGUAAAUUAUUAAAAAU
Molecule: messenger RNA, 2342 nt
Organism: Colletes gigas
Lineage: Eukaryota; Metazoa; Arthropoda; Insecta; Hymenoptera; Colletidae
Exons: 3
Coding region: 597-2330 (577 amino acids)
Source: RefSeq, a predicted model, not a curated record